AUGGAACCGAACCCUUAUGUCGAUCUCCCGACUCCAACAUCUUUUCGAGUCGCCGAGAUUCUCCCAGGAAACACUUCCGACCCCAUCUCUUAUCUCUUACACACGGCAGACUGGAAAGCUGUGCCUUCGUACGAUGCCGUCUCUUAUGCAUGGGGUGAUCCAAACGUUACGAGGCCUGUCGUGUGCGAGGGGAAGAUCGUUAACGUAACGGAAAACCUCCAUUCUGCGCUCACCCGCCUUCGAUUCCCCGAUCGCUCGAGGAAUAUAUGGGCGGAUGCACUCUGCAUAAAUCAAAGAGAUAUUCCCGAGCGCUCCCUCCAAGUCAGACAGAUGCUGAGAAUUUACCGCAGCGCCCAGGCUGUCCUUGUAUGGCUCGGGCCAGACACGGCCGACCGCAUGGCCGAAAUUGCUGUGUCUUCCUUGUUCAAAAUCUCGGACUUCGUGUGCGAAAGACUUGGCAUCCCGGUGUCUGGUUUAGGCUCGACCGAUACGGUCUUGCAAGAGGUGGUAUCUAGGAAUCGCGACUGCCUUCCUCUGCCCAGCGACUGCGACUUUAGUACCGCCUCCACCUGGAAGUCUCUGCGCUGGCUGUACUCCCACCCCUACUUCACACGCGUAUGGGCGAUUCAGGAAAUCGCGGCAAAUAAGGUUCGUCUUGUUUACGCCAAUUAUGAGAUAACGGAAUGGGAGCGUGUUGAGCUUGUCGCGAGCUACAUCAUAAUGGAGACGACAUUUUCAAAGGAGUACGAUUUCUCGACCACGUACUGCUGGUGGGCAGCCUCGACGUCAGAGUGUGCCAAGCAGCCUAAAAGCUGGCUUUUCUGUCUCUAUCUGGCAUCCAAUUACCGGAGCACGGAUGCUAGAGAUCAUGUGUAUGGUCUACGCGGCUUGAUGGAUUUUGCCGACGGUGGAGAACUUCUGGAUGCUGAUUACAGCAAGUCUGUCACAGAGGUGUACCGAGACUCGGUUGAAGCGGCCCUUGUCAACUUCAAGAAAACCGACGUGCUGCUGUACGUCAAUGGGAACCAUAGCCCGUCAUGGAUCCCCCGUUGGGACGAGCCAAUGCUCUUUCGAAACCCCUUCCGAUUCGGAAAACAGGUCCCGUGGCAGCCAACUGGUGACACCAAAGCGACUUGGGGCAUCGACAAACGAGCGAACGUCCUGUCACUAACUGGUUGCGUGAUUGGCACUGUUCGUUUGGCCGAAUCCUACAACGAAAGUAUUUUUGGAAAUGCGCUGCUCAUGUCGGAAGACGGAAGAAGCCAGCUCCACAUGGUAGGGCACGUGGGCGCAGAUGACGAUGAGGGUAUUGACGACUUUGUCGAGGGCUUUGUGUAA
Molecule: messenger RNA, 1338 nt
Organism: Verticillium nonalfalfae
Lineage: Eukaryota; Fungi; Ascomycota; Sordariomycetes; Glomerellales; Plectosphaerellaceae
Exons: 3
Coding region: 1-1338 (445 amino acids)
Source: RefSeq, a predicted model, not a curated record